Messenger RNA from Conger conger (European conger), 1809 nucleotides. RefSeq names its product membrane frizzled-related protein (gene mfrp). Bases 1 to 1809 code for a protein of 602 amino acids. The record is from RefSeq and is a predicted model, not a curated record. The transcript is spliced from 13 exons. NCBI's taxonomy places the organism in Eukaryota, Metazoa, Chordata, Actinopteri, Anguilliformes, Congridae. Gene Ontology annotation, molecular function: protein binding.
AUGACGGACCUCACUGAAGUCACCGUGGAAACGGAAACCGCGGACAUGUACGAGACAGUGUUCUGCAAUCCUGCGUUUGAACCGGAGAGCGAUCGUGAGUGUGAAGAGGUCAGGGAAGUGGGAAAAACCCUGAACACAGCCGAGCCAAAGCAGAGACCUGCCGCCAUUGAGUUCAUCGACCCUAGAAAUCGCACCAGUCGCGGUGCGCUCAGCGUGUGUGCGAUGCGUCUCUCUGGCCCCUGGUCUGGGUGGGGGGCCGUGGUGGUUUCGGUGUCUGUGCUGCUGCUGGUGGCGGCCCUGGGCUUGGCUCUGGGGCUCAUCUUCACACAAUUAGAUGAACAGCAGUCUCAGGAAAGGGGGCUUGGGACCCCCGUAGAUUUGUGGAGCGGUGGUCUGCCAGCAGGAUUACCCCCUCAUCCCACAAACACCAGUCCCCCUCACAGCACUGCAGACUCUCAACCAACAGGGGGCGCUGACUCUACAAACAAGUGCGGGGGCGUCCUGGACCAGCCAGACGGCAGCUUCAGUUCCCCCGGCCACCCGGGCCAGUACCCCGCGGACUCCCUGUGUGUGUGGGUGAUCCAGGCGCGACCCCCUGCCCUGGUCCAGCUGCGUGUGACCUCCCUGGGUGUGGAGGGGCCCUCUCCCUGCCUCUUCGACUGGCUGGAGCUCCGCGAGGAACAGGAGGACACCACGUCGAUCACCAGGUUCUGCGGGAAUGUAGCGCCCCCUACGGUGAACACCAACAGCAGCACCGUGUGGGUGACCUUCCGCUCGGACAGCAGCAUCGCAGGCAGCGGGUUUUCUGCCCAGUACCAGGCCAUCCUGCCCAGGCAGAAGAGCUGCUCCCGGGAUGAGUUCUUGUGUGACGGUGGUCGGUGUCUCCUGCCGAUUUCGGUGUGUGACGGACGCCCCAACUGCCAGGACCACAGUGACGAGGCCAACUGCAGCCACAAGCACAAAGAGUGUGGUGGGCAGAAAACCGGACUUGAGGGCUCUCUGUCCAGUCCAAACCACCCCAAGCCUUAUCCUCACCAACAGCUCUGCACGUGGAGGAUCUCGGCGGCCGAGGGUCACGUGAUCCGGCUGACCUUCCGGAACUUCAGCCUGGAGACGCAGGACGUGUGCGAGUUCGACUACGUGGAGGUGCACGACGGCGGCGACGUGGGGGACGGGACCGUCCUGGGCAGGUUCUGUGGGACCAGUCUGCCCCCUGAUCUCACUUCCUCCGGGCCUGUUAUGACCGUGCUGUUUGUGGCCGAUGAGGGCGUGGCGGACAGCGGCUUCUACGCCACCUACCGCGCCAUCGCCCUGUCUGAGAGAACGUGCAGCCCCGCGCAGUUUGCAUGUGGCAGUGGCGAGUGCCUGCACCGGGAGUGGCUGUGUGACGGCUGGAUCGACUGCGCAGAUGGCACGGAUGAGCAACGCUGUGAAAACACCACCUACCCCCCCUUCACCUCUGCCUGCGAGCCCAUCCAGGUGGAGAUGUGUCAGGACCUCAGCUACAACCUCACCUCCUUCCCCAACAUCUGGCUGUCCCUCUCCGACCAGCGGGAGGCAGCGGAGGUUCUCCGGCAGUACCGGGUGCUGACGGAGCUGCCGUGUUUCCAGUCCCUGCGCAGGCUAGCGUGUGGGCUGUUCGUGCCCCAGUGCAGCCCGCACGGAGGAGUGCUGCAGCCCUGCAGGUCCGUGUGUCUCUCCGCCCAGCAGCAGUGCAGCCAUGCCCUGGAGCAGCUCAGCCUGGCCUGGCCCUUCAACUGCCACCUCUCCCCCGACUCCCACAACCCUGUGGAGUGCUCUCUCCCCUAA